AUGAAUAGUUUAUUCAUUGGUGAAUGUCCAGAAUAUUGUCAUGAUCGAGGUUUAUGUACUGUAUCAGGCUGUCAAUGUGCUAUAGGAUUGUAUUGUGAAAAAUAUGUCGGUAUAGAACCAUUACCAAUAUGGUUUAAUGAAACAUUUGAUGAUUUACCUGAUGCUGGUAUCAAUAAUGGACCGAAUUUAAAUAAUUGGUUUAGAUUAAGUGGUAAUGGACAUAUUCGUCAUGUUUGUGAUGAAAAUAUAAAUAAUAAUAACAAUAUUACUGAAAAUUAUUUAAGUGGACAAGCACUUCAUUUUAGUGCUGGUUGUGGAUGUGGUAAUGUAGAAGCAAUUACUCGUGAACUUAAUAUUAGUCAAGCAACAACAAUAUCAUUUGCAUUUCAUGUUACAACUGAAGAUAAUUGUGUAUUAACUUCAAAUAAUGUUACUGUAGCUCUUGAAUGGACAUAUGACGAAGGUAUAUCAUGGAUGCGUUUAAUUACAAUGUAUAAUCAAGAACAUCCACAAUUGUUUAAUAUUACAUUACCUCUGAAUAUGAAACAAAUUCAUGAACAACGAAUUCUUGGUGGUAUACGAUUUCGAUGGACACAAACUGAACAUGCUUCUAAUGAUCUCUAUUGGUCUAUUGACAAUAUUCGUUUAGAAUAA
Adineta steineri is the source of this 654-nucleotide messenger RNA. NCBI's taxonomy places the organism in Eukaryota, Metazoa, Rotifera, Eurotatoria, Adinetida, Adinetidae. The record is from the annotation of a GenBank genome assembly.